This is a messenger RNA of Dreissena polymorpha, 1212 nucleotides long. Its product is annotated as acetylcholine receptor subunit alpha-like. The coding region runs from base 1 to 1212 and encodes 403 amino acids. Gene Ontology annotation, cellular component: synapse; membrane; neuron projection. The transcript has 3 exons. Gene Ontology annotation, biological process: signal transduction; nervous system process; monoatomic ion transmembrane transport. NCBI's taxonomy places the organism in Eukaryota, Metazoa, Mollusca, Bivalvia, Myida, Dreissenidae. Gene Ontology annotation, molecular function: transmembrane signaling receptor activity; neurotransmitter receptor activity; extracellular ligand-gated monoatomic ion channel activity. The record is from RefSeq and is a predicted model, not a curated record.
AUGAAAUCACUGUACGGUGCAGUGCUGGACGGUUACGAUACACGAAUUCGGCCGAUCAACAACCAGUCCGCGGCAGUGUACGUGAACACGAAGUUCGUUCCACAGAGCCUGUUAGAAUUCGACACCUCCGAACAGAAAUUCUCGAUGCUCGGGUACUUCCGUAUCACGUGGAUUGAUGAGGUGAUACGUUGGGAUCCGGCUAAUUACAACGGGGUGGACUCUCUGAAAAUACCAAUUACGCAAAUGUGGCGACCCAGCCUCAUUAUUCUCAAGGCUUUCGACGGACAUGGAGUAGUGGGCCAGGAUACGGAUCUCACAAUCGUCUCCCAGCACGGAGUCGUAUCCUGGAUACCGGAGGGAAUUUACAGUAUCGUCUGCAACGUGGACAUCAAAUACUACCCGUUCGACGAGCAGACGUGCACCAUCACCUACUACGUCUCGGAUGAGACCAUCUUGACGGUGCAGCUUGAUCACUACCUCUCCGUGGAUCUCGCUGAAUACUCCGAGAACUCCGCCUGGACCGUCGCCGGGACGAAGCGCGUCAAGUACCUCCAGUACAACACCUACAACAUUGACAUCACGCUCACACUGCAGCGUCGCGCGAGCUUCACGACGUUUACGCUGAUAAUGCCGCUUCUCAUGCUAGCGUUCCUAAACAUCUGCAUCUUCCUUGUGCCCAUCGGUUCCGGGGAGAAGGGCUCGUUCUCGAUCACGAUUUUCCUCUCGUACGGCAUCUUCGUGACUAUCAUCAGCGAUACGCUGCCGCACAACUCGCUGCAGAUCUCGUAUUUCGUGCUGUUUAUCGUCAUCCUGCUCUUACUUAGCGUGAUCUCCGUUUUCUAUACGAUUCUGCAAGCGAAACUCAUUGCGUCCAUCGGCGAUAAGGAGUGCACCGUCUCGUUCCUACGUCCAAAACGCAAAGACCCCAACGCCGUGGAGAAGUUCGCCCCCAACGACGACGAGAUGACGAGUGGGCAAAUUAAAGAAAAGUCUCUUUACAACGAAAAGGCUCCUGUUGACGACGCCGACGAAGUAUACACCUGGGGAAAGUUCUUGGAGCGACUGGAUAUCUAUCUCUUCGUCUUGUUCUUAAUUAUGAUCGUUCUGACCACGGUCAUAUUCUUCAUCGUGCUGCUGAACCAUGCUACCAGGUCCGGCAACAUUCCAGCCGACGACGACCCGCCUGCAACGACACCGGUAUUUCCGGUGUAA